UAUCGGUGAAUUACGGAAUUGAUCAAUGGAAGUAACGCAGUCCCAAGAGUUAAUCAUUCGAGACCCUAUACAAUCCAACCACCGUAACCGACUUAGCGAUGCGGGCCUGGUUUUAAAUCGCCUGUCUUCCAAUUUGAUACGUUACUGACAUCCCAGCCUUUCUAUUUGUGUUCUUUGACAUCCAGAUUUCGACGCUUCUUUACGGCUGAUCUUGGGGUAUAUGAUAUCCGAAUCGAUUUCCGCGCGCAGCUUUCGUUGCUGCUCCAUCAUACACUGAAUGUGACUUCCCUCAUCAUCUAGACAUGCAGCCAUACAUAUAUUGCCAUCCUCAGCUUCAGUCCUCCCAUACACACAUCAUGAGUCCCUACAUCCAUUCCCACUCUCCCGAUAGCGUCUAUUCUUCCGACGGCUUAUACUCUCCUCCCGAACGUUACCAGCCAAAGUACGAGUCCUCUGAGACCGUACCAAGGUUCAACUCAUGGUCAGCCUAUAGUCAUAUUUCAAGCCUUUUACGUGCUCCGCACCACGUUCCGUCCAUCAAUCCUAAAGUCACAAUUUUAACGACACAACCAUCCCUGUCCUCUGACGUUAACACCCCUUCGUCUGCAUCGACGCAGUCAUUACAGACACCGUCCUCCCCCUUUGUCCACGAGUACCCUGACACUCGGGAAGACAUGGAUUUUGAUGAAUCUGACUCCGAAGAUGAGGACGCCGAUUUUGACAUCGAGGAGAUGGACGGGAUCGAAGAAGAAACCAUGUCAUUUUACGGUGUAACCGUGCCCCAAGUGAUGAAAUCUACCUCCGCGCUCGAAGGCGCGUUAGGGGACAGUUCACGGUCAUCUGGCCCUUGGUGGCCGCAGCCAUCGUCGUCAUACAUACUUUCAGAUCGACGAAUGUCCGUGUCUGCGCCUGGGUAUCCUAUCUCGUCUCAUCGACAAAUUACCUCACAUGCACAACGACGGCAGGACAGUGAUAUGUAUUCCCCAAGACCUCAUAAUGAUUCAUUACCAGCAUCACCUUCAUACCCUCAUCACAGCUCUUCACAUACCCACGACAGCUCGAGUUCAAUGACUGCAUUAUUCGCACCCACUUCCGCAUUGUACCAAAAUUCGUCAUCUUCUCUAGCCGAUGCAAUUCCACUUAGCCUUACACCUGGAGCGACACGAAAUCCAUCUACCCAUCUGCCCAUUUUGCAACCGCAACCAAUCCGCCCAAUCCCCCCCAUUCCUUUGGACGAAUUAGCAUCGUCCGCUGCCGAGGUUGAAGAGUCUGUCUUUCCAGACGAAGGGAUUCGUAGACCUCAGGAGCGGAGUCUUUCGCCUCUUCCUCUUCUUUGCCAACCAGUCUCCGAUGCCGUGAGGUAUCAAUUGAGCGCAAACCCUAGGAACGCUCAGGGUGACGGGGAGCCAUAUGAUCACCAUAUUACGGCGGAGCCGUCACCUAGAGCUUCUAUUCAAGCCCAUCAUUUUAACCCGGCUUACCCCCGAAACUGCUCAGGAGCUACGCACACUCCGAUGUGUACUUGUAGGCGUGAUAGGAAAAUGAGUAGGCGGUGAUUUUUUUUUAUCAUGUCAAUUGUUCAUGUUGUGAUGUUGUUCAUGAUAAGGCUUUACUUGGAUAUUUGAUCAGGCUUAGUAACUAGAUAAACUAUAUAAUUGAACCGGGCGUAGUUUAUUGCAUGUCUUCAUUUCAUUCGGGGCUCGUUAAUAGUUGCUUAACCUAGUGAUAUGGUGGAAACAAAACGUGAAUAAGCAAACCAACCAAAAGAGGGCUGAAAAAAAAACAAGGCAACUGAAGCCAAAGCGUUUCUGAAUCGUGCUGCAGGGUAACCUUUUAAUUAUUAUUA
This is a messenger RNA of Suillus subaureus, 1846 nucleotides long. RefSeq lists its product as uncharacterized. The record is from RefSeq and is a predicted model, not a curated record. The transcript has a single exon. Lineage: Eukaryota; Fungi; Basidiomycota; Agaricomycetes; Boletales; Suillaceae. Bases 303 to 1556 code for a protein of 417 amino acids.